AUGCGCUUCGUGUAUCUUCUUGCGGGUUUAAGUCUCUUGCUCUGGCUAAAUGUAACUAAAUGGAUUGGCAGAGGACAUUUAUUUCUACCUGAAGAGUGGGUAUUCCCUUCCGAUUCACCAUCUCGGAAGCUCAGAACCAGGACGGUACAUUCGUUCAAACUGACCUCGAAUUUAAGUCUCUCGGAUAAAAUCCAGAAAUUAAAGAAGGCUCUUGAAUAUGUCAAUCGGCUAAAUGCGACGAACUGCGAGAAUGGAACAGCUGACACUUUGGCCUUACGCCUUGACCCUACCAUCUGGAACACUUAUGCCAAUGUUGCUGUGAAGACAGCCAAUUUCUUAAGCAAGUAUCUCCAGUUAAACACAGUCAAUGGUAGUCUUCUCUCUGACUGGAGUGAAUCGACGCAGCAGCCCGAAUCAAAGAGAGACAUCUGCAGUAACCUAACAUGGCCCCAGUUACAACGACAAUUUACCUUAAGAGAACAAGAAAACACAAAUAUCAGUGGGACAAGUGUAAAUAGAAGUCGUCCUCACUCGAUCGGUGACGUGAAUAUACAUAUGUUACUGUAUUUACUUGUACAAAACAAUAUCGACACUGAUUCGCCUGUAAUUUUUGGAUCAGCAGUAGCCUUCGAACCGUACGUAAUCCCUUGCCUUGAGAAAUAUAGUCCGUAUGCUCAUAAAAUGCAAAAGAAUGGCGUUUACGUCGGGGACUUAGCUUCAAAAUACAACUACUUAGAUAGUAGUGUACAGUGGUAUUUUCCGGUCAAGGCUAAAGUGGUGCAGAGACGGAUCAAAACAAAAAGGAUUAAAUAUGGACAGAUGGACAUUGACUACCGGCCAGUUAAUUAUACAUAUGCCGAAGUCAGCUUAGACGAUGGACAUUGGACAAAUCCGUACUUCGACUGCGGAGGAGGUAAUGCAUGGAUGGUUACCUUUUCUUCUCCAAUUUUAUGGAUAAGCCCAAACAACACCAUUUCUUUUAGAGGUGUAGCAACCAUCGACAUUCAUUUAACGAAUAUUGACAUCAACCAAUGCGAUGACGAAAACUACGAAGGUGUUAAUACACAUGAUGAAGUGAAAAAUAUUGGAGAUAUUUUUCGAGGCACCCACAGUUGCCAAGCGACGACAAAGUGCGUCCAUAUUCCAAAGUACGGUUUCCGACGGGGCUCCUAUCGCUGUGUAUGUAAAGACGGUUACUACUUCCCAGUGAAGCAAGUUAAAUCUCGCUAUUUCAACGGUUCUGAAGUUGAAGAUUACUAUGCCGGUAAACAGCAUAACAGGACAAGCCGUUUGAAUAUCUUCCGCUGCCUGCCGUGCGCCCGUCUCUGUGAAACAUGCACUGAUUCGACACCUUGUAUGUAUCAGAAGAAUAGUGUAGUACGGCUGACCAUCAUAACACUGUCUUCAUUAUCGCUGAUCAUUGUGAUGAUGCUAGCCGCUGUCGUAUGCUACAUACGUCAACAGUUGGUUAUCAAAUCAGCCAGUCCUAUUUUCCUUCUGACGAUGUGCCUUGGAGCCGGUAUAAUGUCCUUUGAGAUUUUCAUUCUCUAUUUGGAACCAACUAAUCUCCUCUGUCAGUUGGCUUUAUGGCCCAAACACCUUGGUUUCGUGAUCAUGUACGGAUCUCUCGUUCUGAAAACUUGGCGUAUCUCGGUCAUUUUUAAAGUUGGUAAAUUGAAACGAGUCAAACUUCCUGACAAGAUCCUCUUGCAACGUCUCAUGCCGAUGAUUGCGAUCACGGUUGCCAGCCUGGCUGCCUGUACCAUCAAGAAUCCUUCCCAGGCAAUGUUGUUAAUGUCUUCAAAUUCGCUGAAAUAUAUCAACUGUUCAACCAACAUUUGGAACUAUGUUUUCUAUGCAACUGAAUGCCUCAUAUUGCUCUAUGGCGUUUACCUCUGCUUCACAAUCAGAAAAGUGCCCGCCUUUUUCAACGAAAGUCGAUAUAUCACGUGGUCAACAUACAACGCUCUCAUCUUCGGUUCAUUUCUUAACAUCUUCACACAAUUUGUGAAAAUUUCUGUCGGACCUGACAUCAGCUAUGUUUUGAAAUUUUUAUCGAUCCAAAUCUCCGGUACAGUAACAGUUGCACUGAUAUUCCUACCAAAGUUUUAUGCGUUAUAUAAAAUGAGAAUUGGACAGGUGACCAACUUGGAAUCAAUACGAACUAUCACUGGGAGAGUUCUGCGUCAUAACAUUCUUGAAAUAGACUUACAAGAUAAGUCUUCUCAAACCUAUGAUAAUCAAUCAGACAAACAAUGUCAGUGUACAUUAACCUGGGAAGAAGAAACAAGCCCUAACCCUGGCAUCAGCUCAUCCUGCCAAAUAAUCUGGCCUGCAGAAGAGAAAGAAAAAACUACGUCAGUCACUUCUUUGAAAAAAUUCCAUGGCUGGAGACCACGAAAGAAAAACAAAGUAUCAUCAGUGUCAUUAAAAGAAACAGUUAUUGCAGAAUCAAGCAACUCAACUAUAUCUAUCAAACUCCCUGUCUUCCCAUUAAACUUGCAUCUGCCUGUCUUCCAGCUGCACUCGCAUCUGCUUGUCUUUGCUGCACCUUAUGUCUUCUUCCUGCUGCACUUGCAAUCUGCCUUUCUUCCUAUAAUAUUCGCAUGGAAAUGUUUUAAAUGUUCGUUUGCAUCAAUCUUUUUUUCCAAUUGUAACGUAUCACUCUUUUCACAUUGCAUUCAUGAUCUAUCUCUCUUCACAUUGCAUUCCUUGAUAUCUCUCUUGAAUAUUCAAAUCUAUUACUCUGCAGUUGCAUUCCCCAAAAUCUUCUGCAGAUUGCAUUCAUAUCUAUCUCUCUUCUAA
Messenger RNA from Acanthosepion pharaonis, 2805 nucleotides. Lineage: Eukaryota; Metazoa; Mollusca; Cephalopoda; Sepiida; Sepiidae. The record is from the annotation of a GenBank genome assembly.